AUGUCUAACCUGACGGACCAGAUACAGAUAGGCCAUGCUCUGACCACAACAGGUAUAGUGACAACCCUGACAGACCAAACACACAGGCCAAGCCCUGGCCACAACAGAAACAGAGGCCAAGCCCUGAGCACAACAGGUAUAGUGACAGCCCUGAAGGACCAGGCACAGAUAGGCCAAGCCUUCACCACAACAGGUAUAUUAGCAACCCUGACGGACCAGACACAGAUAGGCCAAGCCCUGACCACAACAGGUAUAGUGACAGCCCUGACGGACCAGACACAGAUAGGCAAAGCCUUCACCACACCAGGUAUAUUAGCAACUCUGACGGACCAGACACAGAUAGGCCAAGCUCUGACCACAACAUGUAUAGUGACAGCCCUGACGGACCAGACACAGAUAGGCAAAGCCUUUACCACAACAGGUAUAUUAGCAGCCGUGACGGACCAGACACAGAUAGGCCAAGCUCUGACCACAACAGGUAUAGUGACAGUUCUGACGGACCAGACACAUACUGUCCAAGCUGUGAGCAAGACAGGUAUACUGGCAACCCUGACGGACCGGACACAGAUAGGCCAAGCUCCGGCAAUAACAGUUAUAGUGGCAACCCUGAAGGACCAGACACAGAUAGGCCAAGCCCUGAGCAAGACAGGUAUAGUGGCAACCCUGACGGACCAGACACAGAUUGGCCAACCUCCGAGCAAGACAGGUAUAGUGUCAACCCUGAGGGACCAGUCACAGAUAGGUCAAGGUCUGACAACAACAGGUAUAGUGAUAUCUGUAAAACAGUCACAGACUACAACAGGUUUAGUGGCAGCCCUGACUAAAGCAGACACAGACAGAGCUCUGGCCACAGCAGGUAUUGUGAUAUGUGUAACAACUGUGAUCGAUCAGACACGGAGAGAGAGCUCUGAUUACAGCAGAUAUUGUGAUAUCGGUAACAACUUUGACCGACCAGACACGGAGAGAGCUCUGACCACAGCAGGUAUUGUGAUAUCUGUAACAACUGUGAUCGAUCAGACACAGAGAGAGAGCUCUGACCACAGCAGGUAUUGUGAUAUCGGUAACAACUUUGACCGACCAGACAGACAGCGCUCUGACCACAGCUGGGUACCAUUCCCUGGCCCCACAAUAGCCCUGUCCAAAACAGCUCUGGCACUGUGUCCUGAAUCCACAAUAGCCCUGUCCACAACAGCUCUGGUACCGUUUCCUGGCUCCACAAUAGUCCUGUCCACAACAGCUCUAGUACCGUGUCCUGAAUCCACAAUAGCCCUGUCCGAAACAGCUCUGGUGCCAUUUCCUGACUCCGCAAUAGCCCUAUCCAAAACAGCACUGGUGCCGUUUCCUGAAUCCACAAUAGCCCUGUCCACAACAGCUCUAGUACCGUGUCCUGAAUCCACAAUAGCCCUGUCCAAAACAGCACUGGUGCCGUUUCCUGACUCCACAAUAGCCCUGUCCGAAACAGCACUGAUGUCGUUUCCUGACUCCACAAUAGCCCUGUCCACAACAGCUCUAGUACCGUGUCCUGACUCCACAAUAGCCCUGUCCACAACAGCCCUGGUACCGUUUCCUGGCUCCGCAAUAGCCCUAUCCAAAACAGCUCUAGUACCGUGUCCUGAAUCCACAAUAUCCCUGUCCAAAACAGCACUGGUUCCGUUUCCUGACUACACAAUAGCCCUGUCCGAAACAGCUCUGGUGCCAUUUCCUGACUCCGCAAUAGCCCUAUCCAAAACAGCACUGGUGCCGUUUCCUGAAUCCACAAUAGCCCUGUCAAAAACUGCUCUGAUACUGUGUCCUGAAUCCACAAUAGCCCUGUCCACAACAGCUCUAGUACCGUGUCCUGAAUCCACAAUAGCCCUGUCCGAAACAGCACUGGUGUCGUUUCCUGACUCCACAAUAGCCCUGUCCAAAACAGCUCUAGUACCGUGUCCUGAAUCCACAAUAGCCACGUUUCCCAGCCUUACAAACCUUGUCUAA
Molecule: messenger RNA, 1974 nt
Organism: Liolophura sinensis
Lineage: Eukaryota; Metazoa; Mollusca; Polyplacophora; Chitonida; Chitonidae
Exons: 4
Coding region: 1-1974 (657 amino acids)
Source: RefSeq, a predicted model, not a curated record